Corticium candelabrum is the source of this 2491-nucleotide messenger RNA. Its product is annotated as probable ATP-dependent RNA helicase DDX10. Gene Ontology annotation, biological process: rRNA processing. Lineage: Eukaryota; Metazoa; Porifera; Homoscleromorpha; Homosclerophorida; Plakinidae. Gene Ontology annotation, molecular function: nucleic acid binding; ATP binding; RNA helicase activity. The transcript is spliced from 22 exons. The coding region runs from base 118 to 2394 and encodes 758 amino acids. Gene Ontology annotation, cellular component: nucleus. The record is from RefSeq and is a predicted model, not a curated record.
CACACACACACACACACACACACACUAAACACACACACACACUAAACACACACACACACACACACUAAACACUCACUCACAUACGCGGGGCGCAAUUAUUAACGCGUUACACACAGAAUGAAGCGAGCAAGGCGAAAGCGUCGUUUUCGACCUGUAAGAGAAGACAUCGAGAUAGAACAAAAGCAAGAACAAAUCGAUAAGUUACAGGAAGAAUUCAGCGAAAUUCAACGAUUCAAUGACGUUCCACUAAGUCACAAGACUCAAGAAGGAUUGAGUCACGCAGGAUAUUUGGUGCCAACAGACAUUCAGCGUCAGGCCAUUCCUCUGGCAUUGAAAGGCAGGGAUGUUCUUGGAGCUGCGAAGACAGGCUCUGGCAAGACGCUGGCAUUUCUUAUUCCGGCUUUGGAGCUGCUGUGGCGGAGGCAGUGGAGUUCUCUUGAUGGAAUUGGUGUUCUUGUUAUAUCUCCUACGAGAGAACUGGCAUAUCAAACAUUUGAAGUGCUUCGCAAAAUUGGACCAUUUCAUAACUUGUCUGCUGGCUUGGUCAUCGGUGGGAAGGAUUUGAAACACGAGCAGGAAAGAAUUCAGCAAACCAAUGUCGUCGUCUGCACUCCCGGUCGCCUUCUACAGCACAUGGACCAGACACCAAAUUUCUAUUGUGAUUCACUCCAGCUGCUUGUUCUUGACGAAGCCGACAGGAUAUUGGACUUGGGCUUUGCUGAAUGCAUCAAUGCGAUAUUAGAAAAUCUCCCAAGUGAUCGACAAACUCUGCUUUUUUCGGCAACUCAGACCAGAUCUGUGAGUGACUUGGCCAGACUCAGCUUGAAAGAUCCUGAAUAUGUGUCUGUUCAUGAGCAUGAGCAGUAUAGCACACCGCUCAAGCUAAAACAGAGUUAUAUCAUAUGUGAACUAUACGAGAAGAUAGACAUCUUGUUUUCAUUUCUACGAAAUCACACAACGUCGAAACUUCUUGUCUUUCUUUCCAGCUGCAAACAGGUGAAAUUUUUUUAUGAAGCACUUCGUCAUCUUCGACCGGGAUUACCACUGAUGGCUUUGUAUGGAAGACAGAAACAAAUGAAACGUGUCGGUAUAUACGAGGAGUUUUGUCGAAAGACAUCAGCUGCUCUGUUGGCAACAGACAUAGCAGCAAGAGGAUUGGAUUUUCCAGCUGUGCAUUGGGUUGUUCAGGUGGACUGUCCUGAAGAUGGAAACACGUACAUUCAUCGAGUUGGACGGACAGCCAGGUAUGAAAAAGAUGGGCAGGCUCUUAUCUUUCUUUUACCUUCAGAAAAAGACGGGAUGCUGAAGUCUCUUUGUGAUAAGAAAAUUCCUAUUUCUGAAAUAAAAAUAAAUCCUCGUAAGAUAACGUCAGUGAAAAAGAAACUUGCUUCGUUAUGUGCUCAAGAUUUGACAUUGAAGCAGUGGGCUCAGAGGGCUUUUGUUACGUAUAUCAGAUCCGUGUUCUUACAAUCAGACAAACAUGUCUUUGAUGUUGACAAACUUCCAGUAGACGAGUUUGCCAGUUCCCUAGGAUUGUCGUCAUCUCCUAGAAUUCGUUUCUUACAGAGAGCAAAGAAACUGCGUGGCCCACACUUAAGUGUGGGUUACAAUGGCAUGCAUGAGGCGGCUGAUGGUGAUGAUUCAAGUGUGUUGGAAGUUCAACAAUUGGGUGGUGACCAAGAAGACGAACUGUUGACGGUAAAAAGAAAGAAUGUGUUUCUGGACACUGGUAUGGACGAAUGGCUUGACGAUGACAAUGAGAGAGAUGAGACGACGGUGACGACGAAGCAGUUGUCACGAGUUGGACAGGCUAAGAAAUUACAGAGAAAGAAACUCAAGUUAAACACAAAAAUUGUCUUCAAUGAAGACGGUGAGCCUAUAAUGCCUGACAAGCAGCCAGGGAAAGACUUAAAAAUAGCACCUGAUUCAGAAGUAGUAUCUAGACGAGAUGAGGACAGCAAGCAUGUAAUGAUUGCGCCUGUACCUUUGGAACAAGCCGAUAUGGUGGAAACUGGAGGAAUAGAUUUACGCAAAGUGGAAUUAACAAUGAAAAAGAGAGACGUGCAAGACAAGGACAAGUAUAGUAAACGUGUCAAGGCCAAGCACAAGGAGACGAGACGAAAACAGAAGAACAGGAGGAUUAUGAGCAAAGAGUACGAGAACAGUAAUGAACAAGUGAGUCUGAAAACUCAACAAUCCGGAAGCGACAUAACGGAUGACGAAGAUGAAGAAGAACCAAGACCCAAGAGAUUGAAGAAGUCUCAAAGUUUGAGAGGGAAACUACGUGUCGAGAAGACAGAGAGCGAUGAUGAGAUUACAACCAGACGAGACCGAGUAACAGCUUUAGACGAUGCCGAACAACUGGCACUUCAUUUACUGUCUGGCACUAGAUAGAUCUAUUGCCACGGUCAUUGCCAGUAAAAGUGUAAUGUAUAGACGUUGAAAUGGUUUAAUUGAAAUAUAAUGAUGUGGAGAUAUUGUGAAGAGAGCG